Messenger RNA from Exophiala dermatitidis NIH/UT8656, 936 nucleotides. Its product is annotated as methylated-DNA-[protein]-cysteine S-methyltransferase. Gene Ontology annotation, biological process: DNA repair. The transcript has a single exon. Bases 1 to 936 code for a protein of 311 amino acids. Lineage: Eukaryota; Fungi; Ascomycota; Eurotiomycetes; Chaetothyriales; Herpotrichiellaceae. Gene Ontology annotation, molecular function: methylated-DNA-[protein]-cysteine S-methyltransferase activity. The record is from RefSeq and is a predicted model, not a curated record.
AUGGCUAACCUCGAUGACUUACGCAAGCAGUGGGCGACUUUGUACGCCCGCACUCUUCCUCAGCUGGCGAAUGCACGAUCCCCAGUACAAACGAGCUGGCCGGUGACUCUUGAUCAUUGCUUCGCCCGGAUCAUCCUGGACUAUACAAUAGGCCACGGUGAAAGACAAUGGGACCAUGUCGUAGACAAACCGGCGGUAAGGAAUAUGACUGAGCAACAGCUGCAAGAUGCGAUUGCCUUAGCCGAACAGGUUGCAUCAGGUAAGGCUGACCUCUGUUACUUGAACGAGAUCAGUCUGCAGUGUAGGGGAAAGCAUGAAACGGACUACGUCGACCGUUUGCAAGGGGAAUCUGCGGCAGAAGAACAACACUUCAUCCCAAUAGCCGCAAAUCGGAAGCGGACGUUGGAAGAGGACUCUGAGAAUCCACAACCUCUCUCAGGGAAGCAGCGAAAGACGGAAAAGGGACAGUCCAUGUUGUGCUUUAGUCCAAGCGUGCAAACAGAAUAUGAUCGACCAUUGUCACCAGACCUUCCCAAGGAGAGUGGCGAGCUUAGCGACGAGCUCAAACGGACAGUCCAACGCAUCCGUUCACAUCCAUCAAUGACGCCAUAUCGUAAGAAGCUUUACCUCACACUUCUAUCAGUCCCACGGGGUCGCUAUACCACAUACGCAGCCAUGUCGGAUUACCUUAAUUCCUCGGCUCGAGCCGUGGGUAAUGGAAUGCGAAACAAUCCUUUUGCACCUGAGGUGCCUUGCCACCGUGUUCUGGCCGCAAAUGGCACCAUCGGCGGAUUCAAUGGUGACUGGGGAAAGGAUGGAAAAUAUGCCUCCAAGAAAGUCGAGUUACUUCGAAGUGAGGGAAUCAAGUUUGAUGGCGUGGGGAAGGUGGUGGGUGUACCUUUUCGACAAUUUCACUCGUUCGAGCAUGUGGAUUGA